Molecule: messenger RNA, 1318 nt
Organism: Phacochoerus africanus (Common warthog)
Lineage: Eukaryota; Metazoa; Chordata; Mammalia; Artiodactyla; Suidae
Gene: SYSRN
Product: coiled-coil domain containing 201
Exons: 4
Coding region: 1-816 (271 amino acids)
Source: RefSeq, a predicted model, not a curated record
AUGGGGGCACGGGAGAGGCUGGCAGAGUCAGCCCCGGAUAAAGAUGAGCUGUCACUGCCACCCUUGGCCACCGUGGGGGGUCACGGAGCAGAAGCCGCCAAGCUGGAGGCGUCUCAGUGCGUGAAGCCAGACCGCCACAAAUGUGGGCUCCGCCAGCUCCAGGCCGCAACUCGUCCCUUCUCGCCUGCUUCUGGCCACUCGCCGCCCCUGGCCUUGAACACCCUUCGUUCCUGGGCUCCUGGGUGGAGCUCCUCUGAGGAGGAUGCCCUUGCCUCAGGGACCAGCCAGCCGGGCCCGAGAAGGCUCCUAAAGCACAGCACCCCGGAGGGAGCGGCCGUCAGCUGGCGCUCGGGGCUGCUGGGCGAUGUCCCCUCCCCGCAGGAAGCGGGCGCUGCAGGUGCAUCCCCGCUGCCUGCACCCUCCUCGCAGGAACUCCCGUCGCCCCGGGCAGGGCUCAGCCCCACGGCCCCCCUCAGAAAGAGGAGGCUCUCCACCAUCCGGGCCUCUGAGGUGUCCAGUGGGCAGCUAGGGUCCGACGCAGACCCCUGGGCUUUCGAGGAAGAUCCGCCCGUGCCGGCCUCCUUCACGCCACGGCGGCGGCGGCGGCCGCCUCAGCAGCAGCAGGAUGCGUCCCCCCAAGCAAGGAGAGGGCCACCACACUUAGGAUUGCCGGGGAUCCCAGACAAGACCAGCAGGAGGCGACGGGACCUGAAGAAACUGGCGGCUGCGUUGGAGCGAGUGAGGCAGUGGGAAAUCCGCCUGCUUCAGAGCAUCGAGGAGGCCACCCAGCACGAGCUCACCGUCCAGGAGGAGUGAACUCUCUGCCCCGGGACCAGGACGCAGCUGUGCUCAGGAGCUCCUGCUGUGGCCUGAUCUGCUCAAGUGUCCGUCCGUCUGUCCACCUGUCUGUAAACCCUGCACCUUCCUCAGGGCUUGCCCUGGGUCCAACCUUGACCUCUAUUGUGCCUCCUGGUGGCAGGGGGAGAGGGGGUGCAAGGAACUGGCUGAGGCUGUCACAUCCCACUUGUGGCCCUCAGGCCCCAUCUGAGAGGAGGGGCUGCAGAGCGCAGGUGCAGACAGGGGCGGUGGAUGCCCACUGCCACCCUGGGCAAACCACUCCCCCACUCCCGACUCCGCCUUCUUCCCCAACACAGCUGGGUGAGCCUUCGAUGCUGGGAUGACACAAGGUGGGAACAGGACCGAGUUUUGCAGGUAAUCACCAGGGAGGCAGGCACCCCACCCAGCUGCUGAGGAUGGGGCUUCACACCCAGCAGGCUUAGAAUGCCACUCCAGGAAAGGCCAAAGCAGUGGCUCUCCA